AUCUACUCAGUCUAGUAUAUGUUGAGCGGGUCGUCUGCACACAAUAAUCACUAUAUAUCCUUCAACUCCCUCAGCUCCAUCCAUACAUCAGAUUCAUAAUCAUCCUUCUGAUUCCUUCUCCCUUUCCUUCCCUUCCUUCCCUCACUCCUCCAACACAAUGCCUCGCACCAGCACAUAUGCAAAGGAGGUCCCUCUCCCCGUCACCUACACCCCCACCACCCAUCGCAUCAGCAAGGCAAAGAAGGGCAAACGGGUCCAUGCGUGUCAAUAUCCCGGCUGCGCCAAGGUCUUUACCCGAGCCGAACACAGGAGACGGCAUGAGUUGAACCACAACCCUGAAGCGUUGUUCGGCUGCACGCAGGAUGGCUGCAAGAAGGCCUUUCACCGUCCGGACCUGCUCGCCCGCCACAUGGAAAGACAUGACCUGGAGACGCAACUGGACACCGCAAGCUGGGAACAACCCACCCACGCGCCUGUAGUCGACGUCCCCUUUGUGCCCACCAAGGAGACCAACGCCCAAGUGGAGACCGCCUCGCGGUACCUCGCCGUCACGAACUCCAUGUCCAUCGGGUCCCUCGUCGGACCCGCCAUCCACCCCGACCUCCAAACCGACUACAGCAUGAUGUGGCCCAGCCAGGAGCAUCAUCUGCACGCCGACCCCCACCCCCCGAUGUACCCCAGCCAUCACGUCCACGAGUCCGUCGAGGAGCACCGCUUCUACGCCACCCCAGAGAGCUGCCCGUCGCCGUCCUCCGACGGAACCUCCCUGUCUAUCCCAUCGCAUCCGCGCUCCUCGCUCUCCGCUACUCCCGUCACCGUCAUCGACCACUACCCCGACACCAACGGCAACAUCCUCGAGCCUACUCUGACCUCCUCGCCUAUCCCCAUGCACGCUACUCACAUCCCCCACCACCACCAUCAACCCCGCUGGGACGCCGAGCCCGCGCUGCCUCCCGUCCCGCUCAACGUCCACGACGCUAUCAUGCACCACCCCGUCGCCAUGCCUUGCUCUUAUCCUCCGCCUUCGUGGCCCUCUACCCACAACCUCAGCUACGACGACACGCCGCACUACUCGCACGAGAUGCCGUGGAGGUCGUGGACGAUGUAACCCUUUCUUCUCAAUACGUCUGAAUCCGGGAUGAC
Messenger RNA from Aspergillus candidus, 1143 nucleotides. RefSeq lists its product as uncharacterized. The coding region runs from base 158 to 1108 and encodes 316 amino acids. Gene Ontology annotation, biological process: regulation of transcription by RNA polymerase II. Lineage: Eukaryota; Fungi; Ascomycota; Eurotiomycetes; Eurotiales; Aspergillaceae. The record is from RefSeq and is a predicted model, not a curated record. Gene Ontology annotation, molecular function: RNA polymerase II cis-regulatory region sequence-specific DNA binding; DNA-binding transcription factor activity, RNA polymerase II-specific. The transcript has 3 exons. Gene Ontology annotation, cellular component: chromatin.